AACCAUGAGUCGUCUUUACGACACCGUUGAGCCGUCGGUUAUUGACGAGCAGAUGCUUUUGCAGGCUGUAGAGGAACAGGGCCCAAAAGGAGAAGCCGGAAAGAUAGCCAAGAAAGAAGGAAUUGAUUUUGCAGAUGUGAUCGGUCUUAGGCUUGAUUUCAAAAAUAUUCUCAAGAUUGAUAAUCUUGGUCAGUUCAAACACCUUGUCAAAUUGCAACUGGACAACAACAUUAUUGAAAAAAUUGAGGGGUUGAGUAUGCUUAUACACUUAGAAUGGCUAGACCUAUCUUUCAACAAUAUUGAAUGUAUAGAAGGACUAGAAAAGCUUGCAAAACUAAAGGAUCUGACCCUUUACAACAACAGAAUAACUAUUCUUGAAAACAUGGAGUCCCUGGUGGAUCUUCAUGUCUUCUCAGCUGGUAACAACAGACUAGAGCAACUUGAAAAUAUUUCAUACCUCCGCCAUUUUGAAAAGCUAAAUUCACUUAAUCUCGAUGGAAAUCCGUUUUGUCAGGAUGUAAACUAUAAGCCUUUUACAGUAGCUCAUUUGCCAAGCCUAGUGUACUUAGAUUACCGUCUCGUCGAUGAGCAAGUGCGAGAAGCAGCCAAUGAACAGUACAAAUAUUCAGUAGAAGAAAUGGUGCAAGAUGAAAACGUGGCUCAGCGCAAACAGGAGGAAUUCGAAAAGAAAGAGGCAGAACGACAACAGCAUAAGGAAGCCUAUGUAGAAGACCUCGAUGGUUCCUAUUUGUUUGAUUCAAUGUUUAAUGAAGAUACUGAAGCAUCAAAGUUGUUGAAGUUGCCAGGAGUGGAUGAGCUUAUGACUAUAUUCAAAGGAAGGUUCACGAAUAUCUGCCAAGAGAUAGCUGAAUUUGGACUGAAGGAGCACCGAAGGCGUCAAAACGAGAUCAAGUCAUUCUUUUCCUGCAUCGAAGAAGCAAUCUCGUCAAAUAAAAAGUCUUGUGUUGAAAGCAUUGAGAACUUUGAAAAUUACAAAAGAAAGGAAUUCGCAGAUAUAAAUACUUUAGCGGACGCAGGAAUCAUAGAAAAGAAGAUGAAGGACAUAGGAACGGAGAUCACGUCUUUGUGGACCAACUUGAUGGGAUACGAAAUGCAAUUGGUGGAUCAACUGGAGGACACAAUCAAAGAUUUUGAGCGCAAUUUUGCAGACAUGGUGACGUCAUUCGUUGAGCACGUUCAAGGACUAAUGACCCAGUGUAGAGAGCUGGAAAAUACUCACAACGAAAAACUCUCCGAUAUUGCAGUUGUUACUUUGGAAAAGUUUAUGAAGAAUGAACUCGAGGAAGAACUUCCCGAAGAACUUAGAAACAUUUUUGUCGACAAAGAUACCCUUAUGAAUUCAGUCUCUGCGUCGCACGAUGGACAUCUUUUUAAAAUCGAUAACAAGGAAGAUGAAAUUGUGACAAAGGCCAAUAGUGCAAUGCAGACGCUGAUAGAGAAGAUUCAUAGUGAUGAAAUCCACAGAAACAGAUCGAGGGUUUCAGAAAUAAACAAUGUCAUUGAUCAUUUCAAAGACGAACUUGAUAAUAUUGAGCCUGGUGCAAUGUAAACAAGCUAACUCUGCGCAUCCAGUUGUCCGUGUUCAAGCUCCCAUUCGAAUUUAUGUGGAUAGAUACAGAGACAAGGGUCAAAUGGUUAUGCCAAAUGCCAGUUUUCUAGCACCAUUCUCAUAGUUCUCCUUCUGUACAUUUUGUGUUGCAAAUGAGUUACCUAGACUCAG
This is a messenger RNA of Rhopilema esculentum, 1741 nucleotides long. Its product is annotated as dynein regulatory complex subunit 3. NCBI's taxonomy places the organism in Eukaryota, Metazoa, Cnidaria, Scyphozoa, Rhizostomeae, Rhizostomatidae. Gene Ontology annotation, molecular function: protein binding. The record is from RefSeq and is a predicted model, not a curated record. Gene Ontology annotation, cellular component: cilium.